Molecule: messenger RNA, 2291 nt
Organism: Paramecium sonneborni
Lineage: Eukaryota; Ciliophora; Oligohymenophorea; Peniculida; Parameciidae
Source: the annotation of a GenBank genome assembly
AAAAAUGGUUAAAACUCCGAUUAAAGUCAUAGUGCGUACAAGACCAACAGUAGAAUUUGCAUAUAAAAAUAUCAAUAUAAAUGAAAAUACAGGACAUAUUGCUAUAAAUAUACCAAAGUCUGCUGAUCAAGGUAAAUAUAUUGAUUUAACAUAUGAAAGGAUUUGUUAAUCAUUAAUAAGAGGAUUGGGGGUUUACUUUUGAUAAAGUUCUUUAAAAUGCAAGUUAAGAGGUUGUAUUUGACAUAUGUGGCAAAGAAUUAAUACAUAGUGCUUUAGGUGGGUAUUCUGGAACUAUUAUGGCUUAUGGAUAAACAGGAGCUGGAAAAACAUUUACUAUGAUGGGAUCAUAAAUUGAUUAUAAAUAUAGAGGAAUGAUGCCGAGAUGCAUAAGUUUACUAUUUCAAGAAAUAGAAGCCAGAUAUGAAUAAUAGAUCACUGUAGGAGUUUCAUAUUUAGAAAUUUAUAAUGAAAUGAUGUAUGAUUUAUUGGCAGGAGGAGAUUAGAAGUAAAUCUAAUAUCCAUUUACUUUAGCACUGGUCUGGCUAUACAAGAAGAUAACAAUGGUUACGUAUAAGUUAAAGGAUUAACUAUUAAAAAAUGUCAAACUGAAGAAGAUGCAAUUGCUUAAUUGUUUGAAGGAGAAACUAAUAGAACUAUUAGUGAACAUAAACUUAAUAAAGCAUCAUCUAGAUCUCAUUGUGUUUUUACUGUUCAUUUAGAAAUUAGAUCUAGAGUUGAAUCUGCUGAGAAAGUCAUUAUUAGUAAAUUGAACCUAGUGGACUUGGCAGGUUCAGAAAGAACCAAAAAAACUGGAUCAGAAGGAAGAACUUUAUUGGAAGCUUAAUUUAUAAACAAGUCACUUUCAUUCUUAGAAUAAGUAGUUGUUGCAUUAUCUGAAAAAUAAAGGGAUCAUAUUCCUUAUAGAUAAAGCAAAUUGACUAAUCUUCUCAAAGAUUCAAUUGGAGGCAAUAGCAAAACUGUUAUGAUAGCUAAUAUAUGGCCAGAGAAGAAUUAAUUAGAAGAAACUAUAUCUACUUUGAAAUUCGCAUAAAGAAUGAUGAAAGUUACUAAUGAAUCAUCAAUUAGAGUUAAUUUAGAUCCUUAGGUUUUGAUAAAAAAAUAUGAAAAAGAAAUAAAAGAUUUAAGGCAAGAAUUAGCAAUGCAUGAUACAUUAGCUAAUAGAGGUAGAAUAUAAUAUGAACCAUAUACUCCUGAAUAAUAAUAUAAGUAAUAAUAAAUUGCUUAAUAAUUUUUAAAUGGAGAACUUGAAGAUAUAGAUAUAGAUUCUUUAAGAUAAGUGAAAGAAUUAUUUUUUUAAUUUAGAAAUUUAUAUAGGAAUUUAGUUAAAGAUUUGGAAAAUAAAAAUUACAUUCCAAGAACAGAGAAGGAACCUGAUGUUUCAAAGAAAAAGAGUGAUUAGGUUAAACCAGUUGAUAGUGUAGGGAUGGAAGAAAAUAAAUAUGGUUUUGGUUUAGGAAAGGCAAGAAAAGAUGCUAAACCUACUACAAAUAUUGAAAAUUUAGUGAAUAUUCCUAAAGAUGAAUUUAAAUAAGUAGAUGAAAAGGCUUAAUAAGAAGUUAGAAAAGAAAGUUAGAUUACAGAAGCUAAUAAGGAAUAAACUAUUGAAAAGAGGAUAGUGAAUGUUGAUAAAUAAUAAGCAUUUGCUGAUUUUAAAAAUAAAGAAGGUUCUUAAAUUAAUUAAUAAAUAUUAGAAAACAUAGUAAAAUUUAAUUACUAUUUUUUAGAAUCAAUUAAAAGAAAAGAAAGAUAAUAUUUUAUCUUAAUCAGAAAUUUCAAAUACAUUAAAAACUUAGAUUGAAUUAAGGAAAGCUACGAUUGCAUAAAAAUAAACAAAUAAAAAUUAAGAGGUAUCAAAGUAAAUCAAUUAUUUAGGAAAUAGCUUAAGGAAUUAUUGAUGAGGAAGAAUAUACUACUUUAAAAGAAUUAAAAGAAUUAAAAAAAUAAUUAAAAUAGAAUUAAGAAAAUAUAAGACAAUUAAAAAUUGAAAUAAUGGACAUUGAUUCAAACAUUAAUCAAGUAUGAAUUUUACCUAUACUCUUUAGUCAAAAGCAAGUUUGGUUUAAAAAUUUGAAGAACAUUUCCUAAAAAAGUAUGGAUUGACUUUAUAAGACAUUAAUAAUCCACUUGUAAAUUAAAAAGAAGAAGAAUAUUCAAUUAAUGAUCCUUCAGAAUAAGAUGAUGUUGAUUAAGAUGCUUUAGCUUAUAUUAGAGCAAAGAAUAAGGUUACAUAAUUGUAAAAGGCAAGAAAAUAAGAAAAAAUGCACAAAUGA